Phalaenopsis equestris is the source of this 974-nucleotide messenger RNA. RefSeq lists its product as uncharacterized. The transcript has 7 exons. The coding region runs from base 1 to 675 and encodes 224 amino acids. The record is from RefSeq and is a predicted model, not a curated record. Gene Ontology annotation, cellular component: cytosol. NCBI's taxonomy places the organism in Eukaryota, Viridiplantae, Streptophyta, Magnoliopsida, Asparagales, Orchidaceae. Gene Ontology annotation, biological process: proteasome assembly.
AUGGCAUUAUUCAUCAAUUCACCUCUCUGCACACCAGAUCAUAAUAGUUUGGCAGAACGAGAACACCGUCAUCUUGUUGAAACUGCAUCUACUGAUGGAGCUAUUUUCCUGCUGCUGACAAGUUCAUCUCCAGUGGUAAAGCAUGUUGUAGAGUCUGCCUUUGAUCGACAGGAUAGAGGAAAACAGCUGGCUUCUUUACAUGCUCUUGGAAGCAUAGCUGGAGCAGACAGAUCUGACAAGAGUUUACUACUAAAUGACAGUGCAGAAGAAUGCCUUAAGCGCUUGAUUUAUGAAGCAGCUACAAAUAGUUCGAAGCUAACACCAUCUGGUUUAUUCCUCUCUGUGCUGCAACAAGAACCUGAAAUGCGAUUAGCAGCUUACCGAUUGAUAUCCGCCCUUGUUGCUCGGUCAUGGUGCUUAAUGGAGAUUUGCUCCAGGCUGGAGAUUACAUCUAUUGUGAUGGAUGCAGAUAUUGAGGACGCAAAGAUGGGUAUGGAAGCUCGCCAUCAGUGUUGUGCGGCCAUCUAUUACGCUCUGUCUGCUUCAAAUAUGGCCGCUGAUGCCAAAGUUGCUGAACUAGCAGGAAAGUUGCAGGAAGCAGUUAAAAGAGGUCCUUUUCUGACCAAAAGGCACAUUGAACCAAAACCUAUUGUCAUAACUGCUGAAAGGUUCUGAUUGGAAAUGAAAACCUAAAACAAGGUUCUAUAAUAUAUUGGGUUGGCUUCUGUAGAGAUCCUAAAUCAGUAAAAGAAUAGCUGCCAUUUCAGAGAUGAAUUUUAUCAUAGUCUUAAUACAUUUUCUGUAUUACAAAUGUUCUUAUUUUGCUGGUUCAAACUGAUAGAAGAGUGAAGAGAUUCAGUUUUGGGGAAAUAAUCCUGUGUUUCAUAUUUUAAGAUUAGUUUCAGUUCUCCAUAAACCUCUUUGGAAUAUGUAAAAUGAGAUUUUUCUGCAUUUGUUGGUGGUCAUGUUUAAAU